This is a messenger RNA of Fukomys damarensis (Damara mole-rat), 1292 nucleotides long. RefSeq names its product olfactory receptor 5AK2. The transcript has a single exon. Lineage: Eukaryota; Metazoa; Chordata; Mammalia; Rodentia; Bathyergidae. Gene Ontology annotation, molecular function: olfactory receptor activity; G protein-coupled receptor activity; odorant binding. Bases 32 to 961 code for a protein of 309 amino acids. Gene Ontology annotation, cellular component: membrane. Gene Ontology annotation, biological process: sensory perception of smell; G protein-coupled receptor signaling pathway. The record is from RefSeq and is a predicted model, not a curated record.
UGUCUCCAUCCUGUCCAGAUGUUUGCUAGCCAUGACACAAGAAAAUGGCACCAAGGUGACUGAAUUCUAUCUUCUGGGAUUUGGUGGACAACAAGAGUCCCAGGCUGUCCUCUUCCUUGCAUUUCUUAUCGUCUACAUGACAUCCAUGGCGGGUAAUACAGGGAUGAUCCUGCUCAUCAACACAGAUCCCAGACUGCAAACACCCAUGUACUUCUUCUUACAACAUCUGGCUUUCGUUGACAUCUGCUACACAUCUGCCAUCACUCCGAAGAUGCUCCAGAACUUCAUGGUGGAAAACAAAUCCAUAUCAUUUGGGGGAUGCCUGCUGCAGUUACUGGUGUACGCAACAUUUGCAACCACUGACUGCUACCUCCUGGCAGCAAUGGCCGUGGACCGUUACGUAGCCAUCUGUAAGCCACUUCACUACCCCGUAAUCAUGUCCCAAACACUCUGCAUUCAACUGGUAACUGGCUCAUAUCUCAUGGGAACAAUAAACGCCUCUGUACACACAGGAUUUGCAUUUUCCUUGUCCUUCUGCAAGUCCAACAUCAUUAAUCACUUUUUCUGUGAUCUUCCUCCUAUACUCUCGCUUUCCUGUUCAAAUAUUGACAUCAACAUUAAGCUACUUUUUGUCUUUGUGGGAUUUAACUUGACUUUCACUGUGUUGGUCGUGAUCGUCUCCUACAUCUACAUCACGGCUGCCAUCUUAAAGAUGUCCUCCGCUGCGGGGAGGAAGAAGACAUUUUCCACCUGUGCCUCCCACCUGACGGCUGUCACCAUUUUCUAUGGGACCCUCUCCUACAUGUACUUACUGCCUCCUUCUGAGCAUUCCCAGGAGAACAUGAAAGCGGCCUCCGUAUUCUAUGGCAUUAUCAUUCCCAUGUUGAACCCUCUGAUCUACAGCUUGAGAAACAAGGAGGUCAAAGAAGCUGUGAAAACAAUAGUAAAAAAGUUAUUUUGAUUACAUCAAAAUUGUGAAAAUUUGGCAUCAAGCAUUCAGUAGAGAACACAAUAUAAUGAUUGUAAAAUUAGCAGUAUUCAGCUUGUAAAUUAGGUCCCCCAAAUCAGUGGCUAAACAGUUGGCAUAUGAACCAUACUCUAAGACCUCUCCAGAGACUCAUUUUCCCUGGAAUAUAAUUUGAAAAAUAUAUAUAGCAUUCUCUGUGGAGAGGAUUAUAUGGCCAUUAUGAAAAUAUUAAGAAGCAUGUAAAAUCAUUGCACAAAAAUAGCCUAAAAUAAAUUAAUGACUUUAAAAAGCAUCCUGUGCCUCAAAAUCUCUACACAAGAGGGUC